Messenger RNA from Schistosoma curassoni, 645 nucleotides. NCBI's taxonomy places the organism in Eukaryota, Metazoa, Platyhelminthes, Trematoda, Strigeidida, Schistosomatidae. The record is from the annotation of a GenBank genome assembly.
AUGAUGAAAAACAGAUUCGAACCAAUAUCAUGUCCUGUUUGCUCAAAAAACGUUUAUUUUGCAGAAGAAGUAAGGGCUAUGGGUCGUGCAUUUCAUAAACAAUGUUUCAAAUGCUGUCAAUGUUCCAAAGCUCUAGACAGUUUUACUGCAAAUGAUCACAAGGGUACUUUGUACUGCAAAAAUUGCUAUGCAAAGAACUACGGACCAAAUGUCUAUGGUUUUUCAACGAAUAGCACACUAAUGAGAAGUACUUAUGAUCUUCGAGAUUGUACUAAAAUGAAUGGUUAUUCACAUUCUCAUAGUCCAAUGAUAAAUCAAUCACAAGAUUAUCAUUCACAAGAUCGUUUAACUCAUAUAGAACAUAGUGGUAAUUAUAUUCCACGUCCAUUUCGUAUACGAUGGUCUAGUGGAAAUUGUAAUUCAACACGUUGUGCAAAUUGUUCAGAUAUUGUUUAUGCAAAUGAAAGAAUAGAUGCAGUUGGUAAAGUAUUUCAUCGUUUAUGCUUUAAAUGUAAUGAUUGUCAACGUCUUCUUGAUCGUGGUACUGCAUGUGAUCAUAAUCGUGAAGUAUUUUGUCAUAAUUGUUAUAUUAAAAACUUUGGUUCCAAAGGUUUAAAAGCUGGUACAAAUCUACGUUGUGCUUAA